UAGACAACGUCGAGAAGAAGACAACGGCAGCUUCUUUUUUCCCUUAAGAAAAAUAGAUCAACAAAAGCGAGACCUUAUAUUACACACACACACACACACACACACACAUAUAUAUAUAUAUAUGGAUUUAUGUUUGGGCUUUUUAUUUUUAUAGCUGUUUGUCUUCGUGACUGUUUUCCAGGAUGAGUUGUGGUAGACCGUCCUGAGAUGAAGUGCAGCUAGCAGCUUGCGCUAAGUUAGCUCGACAUGUUUGUUUUCGUGCUAAUGCCGCUGAGUGCGACAUGAUGAAGCUGUAGCGACCAGCUGCACUACUUUCACCUUUCGCAGAGACUGGAAGGUUGCAGGAGGCAGGUCAACAGCGUGGCUUGAUUUCUACUCUGAACAGCACUCCCCCAAAUCUCCAGAUUGUCACCAUGGCGUGGGCUCUGAAGCUCCCUCUCACAGAUGAAGUGAUUGAGUCUGGACUGGUCCAAGACUUUGAUGCCAGUCUCUCAGGCAUUGGGCAGGAGCUUGGGGCUGGGGCAUACAGUAUGAGUGAUGUACUUGCGCUUCCCAUCUUCAAGCAGGAAGAGUCCAACCUGCCUCCAGACACUGACAAUAAGAUUCUUCCCUUUGAGUAUGUUCUGUGUGCAGCUACCUCACCAGCCGUGAAACUGCAUGAUGAAACACUCACCUACCUCAACCAAGGACAGUCCUAUGAAAUUCGAAUGCUUGACAAUCGGAAAAUUGGGGAACUUCCAGAAAUCACUGGUAAAAUGGUGAAGAGCAUUAUCCGUGUGGUGUUUCAUGACCGACGUCUUCAGUAUACAGAGCACCAGCAGCUGGAGGGCUGGCGUUGGAACAGGCCCGGCGAUCGCAUCCUUGACCUUGAUAUUCCCAUGUCAGUUGGCAUAAUCGACCCCAGGGCUAAUCCUACUCAGCUUAACACUGUGGAGUUCCUUUGGGACCCAUCAAAAAGAACCUCAGUUUUUAUUCAGGUUCACUGUAUCAGCACAGAAUUCACCAUGCGCAAACAUGGAGGAGAAAAAGGCGUGCCUUUUCGAAUCCAGAUUGACACCUUCAAAGAGAAUGAAAAUGAAGAGUACACAGAACAUCUCCACUCUGCCUCCUGCCAGGUCAAAGUCUUCAAGCCUAAAGGUGCAGACAGAAAGCAGAAGACAGACAGGGAGAAGAUGGAAAAAAGGACACCACAGGAGAAGGAAAAGUACCAGCCUUCCUAUGAAACCACCAUCCUGACAGAGUGCUCUCCCUGGCCUGAGGUCACAUAUGUCAACAACUCUCCAUCUCCCGGCUUCAGCAGCACUCACAACAGUUUCCCAGUUGCAGAAGGAAACGGAUCACCAAACCAUCAGCCUGAGCCUGUUGUUCAGGCUGCAGAUAAUUUAUUACCCACUGCAACACCACAAGAUGCACAGCAGUGGCUUCACAGAAACCGCUUCUCGCCUUUCUGUCGGCUCUUCACCAACUUCUCAGGUGCAGAUCUGCUGAAGCUGACGAGGGAGGAUGUCAUUCAGAUCUGUGGGCCAGCAGACGGUAUCAGACUCUUCAAUGCACUGAAGGGAAGGGUGGUACAUCCCAGGCUGACAAUCUACGUUUGCCAGGAGUCUCAGCAGGCACAAGAACAACAACCGAAACAUGAAAAUGGAGAUGCAUCCAGCAACACUUUCUUUGUAUCUCACGCCAAAAAUGGGCACAGAUGUGGGCUAAAUGAACACAGAAUGCAGACAAAAGGCUCCACUCCUCUCCAUAUCUAA
This is a messenger RNA of Thalassophryne amazonica, 1754 nucleotides long. It is a transcript of the gene tfcp2, whose product is annotated as transcription factor CP2. NCBI's taxonomy places the organism in Eukaryota, Metazoa, Chordata, Actinopteri, Batrachoidiformes, Batrachoididae. Gene Ontology annotation, cellular component: nucleus. The record is from RefSeq and is a predicted model, not a curated record. Gene Ontology annotation, molecular function: RNA polymerase II cis-regulatory region sequence-specific DNA binding; DNA-binding transcription activator activity, RNA polymerase II-specific. The coding region runs from base 414 to 1754 and encodes 446 amino acids. The transcript is spliced from 16 exons. Gene Ontology annotation, biological process: regulation of transcription by RNA polymerase II.